UCGUUCGCACGCCCAGGCUCGCCUGCGCGCGCUAGCACGGUGCCCGAAAGCAGCCGAAAGCACGUUGUAAAAAUGGUGACACGUAGCCGUGGCAGCCGCCACAGCCCCCGUGCCUGAAAGGUCCUCCGUGUCUCGUUCCCGCGUGCGAUGAUCGCCCAUCUCUAGGCUACGAAUUGCAAUCGCGGAAAAAUAUGGGCGACAUUAAUAGACAGCUGAGAGACUACCUCAGCCGCAAUGAGGCGAGGAAAGAGAGCUCAAUAUUUGCGAGCACCGAAUCGCUCAAAAAGUUGCUCAGCCCAAGCAGCGGUAGCUCCGACCCAUCCUCUAACGGCACCGGCAGCAACGGCUGGUUUUCCGAGGCUGCUAACGACUCCUGUUUGCCGAGCCUGAGUAGAAAACAGCGCAUUGUCGGCUUCGCUGGAACGCUGCUGAUGGGUUGCUUCUGCAUGGUUUUGGCAGGACUUUAUAUUCCUGUGCUAGUCUUCAAGGCCCGGAAGUUCGCCCUGCUUUACACGCUAGGAAGCCUUUUUAUAAUUAGCAGCUUUGCCCUGCUACGAGGCCCAAUGAACCACAUAAAGCAACUGUUGUCACUGAAGCAGCUUCCAUUUACGACGGCCUACUUUGGGACCACGUUUGCCACCCUCUACUUUGCAUUGGUGGUCAAAAGCACGAUAUUCACCGUGCUGUUCACAAUAUGCCAGUGUGCAUGCAUAAUUUGGUUUGUCCUCGCCUCAAUACCUGGUGGAGAGACCGGACUCAAGUUCUUCUCUCGCGUAUUCACCGGUGCCGUCACACGAACUGCGAGCAAGACGUUGCCCGUCUGACUGCAUUCCGUAGAUCGUGUGCGGGCCUGCACCUAAGUUGGCCCACAAAAACUGUUUCGUUACAUACCACUCUUUGGAAUCUUGUACAUAACUACGUCUAUUUAAGAUCACCAUUACCCAACUGUUGCAGGGUUAUGUAUAAUGGUCCUUGUUCACUAUUGUACAGAACAGCGAUGAAAUAAAAGUGUACUUACUUUCGUAAUUUCCUCCAAAGCCAAGGUUGCGCGCAAUCUGUGCGUCGAAAGUAGAAAAUGAACAUACCAGAAACCAUACCUUCAAAGUACAAGUUUAGUUUCACACCUGUACAACCUGGAGCCGAAACUGAAGGACUAAGCAAGACUUUCAGAUGCAAAAUUAUCAGCAUGGAGAUGUACAAUGUACUAAUUUUGUUUAGUUUUACUCUUUAAUUUCUAAACUGCAGUAUCGCCUGACUUAUGGCCAAUCUCCCUCAUGGGUACGCUGAAUUAGGUCACCGUGGAACGAGGCAGUCGAAUCGGGUUGUGGUCGGGUGCGUGCGAAGAUUGGUUCUGCCCAAUGGGCAGGCUGUAUGUUCCAGGUGGGCUCUGGAACAUGCAGCAAUCACCGGAUGGUGCAUGCAAGGCCUAACCUUUCCAGCACUGCAAGAAGUAGGCGAGAUGCUAACGGCAGGUACCAUCACUGCAGGAGUUGCAAGCUUGCCCAGCAGAGAACUUUACAACUGUAGUUCUUGGCCACCUCUUGACAGAGUGCCCUGCACCUGUCACCUUUAAGUAGCAGUAAGGUGCAGACCUAUAUUUGUUUGGCGGUCCUUUAUAUACCACACCUGUCCACUCUUCGGAAAGUAUGGCGGCAUUGUUUAGAGCUAAGACCAUAGUGUUAACUGACGCAAUAAAGGUAAUGGAAUGAGCACUGCAAACACGGUAGUGUCCUUCCCAUCGCUUCCCUUGGUUCCAAUGUGGUGAUCCUACAGUUGUUUCAAAGUGUAGACCGAGUAGCCCAAGAACAAGUCCAAAGCAGCGUAAAAUCUGUGCAGGAGUUCUGUGCUUCUACAGUAACUGACAACAUUUUUUUUUCCAUCUUAGAGCAAUGUUUAAUUCAGUACAAGAGCUCAUUUCAUGACCUCCUUUACUGGCACACGGUUUGCAUUGCAAAAACACUGCACUGGCUUUCCUUCAGCCAUGCUUUU
Molecule: messenger RNA, 1989 nt
Organism: Rhipicephalus sanguineus (brown dog tick)
Lineage: Eukaryota; Metazoa; Arthropoda; Arachnida; Ixodida; Ixodidae
Product: vesicle transport protein SFT2C
Exons: 6
Coding region: 192-824 (210 amino acids)
Biological process (GO): vesicle-mediated transport
Cellular component (GO): membrane
Source: RefSeq, a predicted model, not a curated record